Messenger RNA from Lizanozyma spartinae, 1959 nucleotides. RefSeq lists its product as uncharacterized. The transcript is spliced from 2 exons. Gene Ontology annotation, biological process: protein import into nucleus; ribosomal large subunit biogenesis. The record is from RefSeq and is a predicted model, not a curated record. The coding region runs from base 1 to 1959 and encodes 652 amino acids. NCBI's taxonomy places the organism in Eukaryota, Fungi, Ascomycota, Pichiomycetes, Serinales, Debaryomycetaceae.
AUGAAUAAAGUCAACAUAAUGGCAAAGCUCAAGAAGAAUAAAAGAGGGAAGAAGACAAACCCGUUAGGCGAAAAGCCUAAAAGCAAGCAAGAUCAAAAAGACGAAUCUACAAGACAAUCAAAGAUCUUACCACUUAUAAACAAGUUGCAAAGCUCAGUUCCUAACGAGCGUGCCAUGGCUAUGGGUGCUAUAGGAAUUCUUGCAGAGGACACUAGAAUGAGAAAGCUACUUUUGAAAGAGAAACUAAUUCUGAUUUUAAUGGAACAAUGCCUUAAUGAUAGUAAUGAUGAAAUAGUAGUCGAGCUGUAUGGAUUACUUCGUAACUUGGCUAUUGAAGAGGGAUAUGAUGUUUGUAAGUUUUACUGGCGUUCUAAUAUUUGGGCUUCUAUUGAAGCAGGAAUUAACAAGAUUGAAACUUCGUUCAAGUUUUUAGAGGAGAAUGAAGCAUCAACGGGUUCUGCUGAUAAGAAAGCAAAGGAUAAGUCUAAAAUUCAAUUAUUAUAUGAUUUUACAGAAAACCUUUUAUCAUUAGUGGCAGGUAUUGCCAAUUCAUCUGAAGAUUUAUUUGAUGCUGUUUUGGAUAAAAUAGAUAUUCCUUUAGCGUUAGUGACAAACUUGUUGCAAUGGAACUCUCCUAAGCUUAGAGUGACUAUUAAAUUAUACAAUGCAUUAUUGAAUUUUCUUUUUGAAUUCACAGCUGAAUCGCUCCCAUUCAUCCAAAAGUUAGCACAAGUGCAAAACUUUCAAUUGGAUCAAUUAAUUGCUUGUGUAAAUGAUCCAGCUCAAGUUAACAACAAAUUAGGAAAGAUAUACGUUGAGGGUAUCAAGUUCAAUGUUUAUGAAGUAUUACACAAGUACAAUUUCAAACAAGAAUUAGCUACUGAAAUUUUGAGUACUGUAUUUGACGUAUCAACUACUAUCGAUUUAGCAAAAGUCAACGAAACUUUGUUCAAGCCAAUUGAUAAUGCAGAAGAUCCAAUUACUAAGAAUGAAAAUGGUGAACUUAGCGUACCUUUCCUCAGCAGUAAAGGUGAGGAGACCCCAGAAAAGAUACAAGCAAAUGCAGACCUUUUGUGUGUUGAAACCAGUCUUGAUUUGAUUGCAUCUCUCUUGGAAUUUAUAUCCACAAACGAAGAUUUAAUUGAGGAUCCUAUUAUUUUGAGUGAGAGCACAUUAUCAAUUUUGAUAGAAAAAGUAUAUCCAUUUAGUAUGGAAUUAUUGAAAUUUGAAAUUGAUCAUCAAUUUAAGCUUCAAUUGACAGAAAAAGCUUUGGUAGUAUUGAAUAAUUUGACUUGGUUAUUCUUGUCUAAUUCUGCUAUCCCAACUGAAUGGUAUGAAAGAUUAAUCAAUGUUAUUGAUAUUACCAAAAUAUUACUGUCGAAGGAGAAUAUCGAUUAUCAAAAACAAUGCCUCAACAUUUUAUGGGGUGCUUCAAAAUCAUUGGGACCUGAAAUCAGAGCAAAGUUAGAUGAAUCCAUGAUUGAAUCAUUAAUUAAAAUAAACCAAGAAUUCAUUUCUUCUAGCUUCCAAGAUGAAGUAGAAGGUAACUUAGAAGAUGACCGUUUAGCUAAAUUGGAGGUAUUCCUUACUGCUACCGGAUUCUUAGGUUCAAUUGCAUCUAUUGUGGAAAACACAGAUAUCACUAGAGUUAUUGCCGAGUUCUUGCUCCAACUGAUUACAUUUUUCCACGAUAAAUCUCAAUACAGUCUUUGCAAUGAAAUAGUCAUUGAGAGUCUUAAUUUGAUAUAUGAUAUAUUUGGAGAUAGUCUGUACCCAUAUGACAGAGCUGUGUUCUAUGAAGGUGGUUACAUUGAGCGUUUACAACAAAUUGAACCAAGGGUGAAGAUUAUGUAUAAAAGAAUUGACAAGAAUAGAAAUCCUCAAUUGAAAGUGAGAGGUGAAGAAGCCUUACUUAAUCUUGGACGGUUUAUACAGUAUAAACAAAGUGAAUAUGCUUAG